Molecule: messenger RNA, 1893 nt
Organism: Oncorhynchus nerka (sockeye salmon)
Lineage: Eukaryota; Metazoa; Chordata; Actinopteri; Salmoniformes; Salmonidae
Gene: zpr1
Product: ZPR1 zinc finger
Exons: 14
Coding region: 185-1510 (441 amino acids)
Cellular component (GO): nucleus; cytoplasm
Molecular function (GO): zinc ion binding
Source: RefSeq, a predicted model, not a curated record
UGUGACAUUUUCCACCAAAGAAGUAGAUGUAUUUCACGUUUAUUUCUGGGGCAAGGAGAAACGCAGAGUUGAAACGUGCGUUUUGAACCGCACCUUCGGUUGUAAUAGAAAGUUCCAGAAACAGUGGACGGCAUAUACAAAAUAACAGUUCAUUUGUUAUCGACAACUUUCGUGAAGUGAAAUAAUGUCGGUCAUCGCAGAGGAAAAUGUCCGUGGCGGUAGUGUUUUCAAGGAGAUCAAUGCUGAUGAUGAAGACAGUCAACCCACCGAAAUCGAGAGUCUGUGCAUGAAUUGUUACCAAAAUGGAAUGACACGUAUUCUUCUUACGAAGAUUCCUUUCUUCAAAGAAAUUAUCGUCAGUUCUUUCACCUGCCCCAACUGCAGUUGGUCAAACACUGAAAUCCAAUCAGCUGGUCGCAUACAGGAUCAAGGCAUCACCUACACACUCAAUGUCAAGUCAAAACAGGAUAUGAAUCGAGAAGUUGUCAAAGCAGACAGUGCAACCACCAGAAUCCCUGAACUGGAUUUUGAAAUACCCCCAUACACACAAAAGGGCUCACUCUCUACCAUCGAAGGCCUCUUAGACCGUGCAGUUGCAGGGUUGGAGCAAGACCAGCCACUAAGAAAUGAAACUGCACCAGAAGUUGCUGUGAAAAUCAGUGAGUUCAUUGAUAAAUUGAAGAAGUUGAAAGAAGGUGAAAGUGGAUUCACACUGGUCAUUGAUGAUCCAUCUGGGAACAGUUUUGUGGAGAACCCCUUUGCUCCGCAGAAGGAUGAGGCUCUCUCAGUCUGCAACUACACAAGAACUCCGCAACAGGAUGCCCAGUUAGGAAUAAAGGCUGAAGAAGAGGAGGAAGAGGAAAAGCCCAUUAAUGACAUUGACAGUAUGAGAAAUGAGGUGUUGACAUUUAAUACGAACUGUCCAGAGUGCAAUGCCCCAGCCUCGACAAACAUGAAGCUUGUCCAAAUCCCCCAUUUCAAAGAAGUCAUUAUCAUGGCAACAAACUGUGAUGACUGUGGACAUCGAACCAACGAAGUGAAAUCUGGUGGAGCCACAGAAGAGCUGGGCACAAAGAUAACCCUUCACCUCACUGACGUGUCUGACAUGUCCAGAGAUCUUCUCAAGUCGGAGACGUGUAGCAUCCUCAUACCUGAGCUGGAAUUUGAGUUGGGGAUGGCGGCUGUCGGUGGCAAAUUCACCACCUUGGAGGGACUCCUCAAAGACAUUAAAGAUCUGAUUGUUUCUAAAAAUCCCUUCACUUGUGGAGACAGCUCCACUUCAGAUCGAACAGAGAAACUUAAGCUUUUUGGCCAGAAGAUUGACAAGAUCAUGGCGGGAGACAUGGAUGUUCACAUUGUUCUCGAUGACCCUGCAGGGAACAGCUAUCUCCAGAACAUCUAUGCGCCUGACCCAGACCCAGAGAUGACAACUGAGAAGUACACCAGGACCUUUGAGCAGAACGAAGACCUUGGUCUGAAUGACAUGAAGACAGAGGGCUAUCAGAAGUAAGGACUUCUGCAGCAGAAGGGUUGAUCUUACAUAAACAAUGCAUUCUUUGGAAAUUAAUUUGAGACAUUUGCCCUCACUGAAGUUCACAAGGACAGAUGUCUUGCAGUUUUGAUAUUUGAGCACAAUAUGGUUGAAAAGUGAGAUCUUAUUUAAAAUAAAGCAAUCAAUAUGUUUAUAAUUUGAUUAGUAAAGUAUGCAUUUUUUUGUUGAGAAAUGCACUAAUAUAAUCAUGCAAUUGAAAUAUUGUGUUUUUGCAUCUGGUUGUUAAUGUGAUUCUGAUUCAGUGGAAUAGACUGGUUGAAUUGGCCUUCUUCAUUUAUAUUGAUGUGUCCUGUUCAAUGGGAGUAAAUAAAGAAUAUACACUGGCUGCUGUAUACAAAUGA